Messenger RNA from Anopheles maculipalpis, 812 nucleotides. Its product is annotated as DNA damage-regulated autophagy modulator protein 1. The coding region runs from base 9 to 794 and encodes 261 amino acids. Lineage: Eukaryota; Metazoa; Arthropoda; Insecta; Diptera; Culicidae. The record is from RefSeq and is a predicted model, not a curated record. The transcript is spliced from 5 exons.
GCAUUAUCAUGUCGAAGCUGUACCUACUUCCAAUCAGUGUGUUUUUGCUGUUCAACUUCACCUUCAUCGGCACGUAUAUUGCUGCCGUACUGCAGGGUCAUGUUGUACCGACCGUACCGUACAUUAGCGAUGCGGCCACCUACUCACCCGAAAGCUGCGUAUUUGGACAGUUCAUCAAUAUUGGAUGUGUGCUGCUCGGCAUCACAAUCUACGUCCGCUACCGACAGAUACAGGAACUAUCCUACCGCCACAGUGACGUCCGGCAGGCACUGGGUCGGUGCAGUGAUGUCGCCUUCUGGAUUGGCAUCGGUUCCUGCUUAGGGAUCAGCAUCGUCGGUAAUUUCCAGGAAACGAACGUACGCAUCGUACAUUAUGUCGGUGCAUUUCUGAGCUUCGGGCUCGGUACGGUAUACUUCUGGAUACAGUCGUACAUCUCCUACUACAUUCAACCGUACAUGGGCUCGAUGCAGAAAGCGAACCUCCGCAUGGCCCUUUCGGUGAUUUGUACCAUCUUCUUCAUGAUUGUCGCCGUGACGGGCGUUAUCUCACAUAUCCUCUUCCGCGGUACGGAUCCACGCAAAUGGUACCCGUCGGACGGUGGCUGGGAGUAUCACGUGGCCAGCUCAAUCUCGGAAUGGAUCGUAGCGACCGCAUUCUGCUUCUACGUGCUCACAUUUACGGACGAGUUUCGUACGAUGCAGUUCGAUCAUCCACCGCUCAUACUGCUGGAAAUCGAUUCAUCGCGAACGUACGAACCGGUGAUUAGUGAUGCACCGGUUGCCGUUAUCUCGUGAUUUGAAUCGCUACACGAC